UACAUAAUAUAUAUUAUGAGGGCAAGAGAUUAUGCCUUUAUUUUUCUGUGGACAAAUAAGGAAAGUGUCUAAAUAGCAAGUGCAUAUGGAAAAGACCAGAGGUUUGAGAAAAGGUGCAUGGACAUAUGAGGAGGACAAUCUACUCAAGGACUGUAUUCAAAAAUAUGGUGAAGGGAAAUGGCAUUUAGUUCCUAAAAGAGCAGGUUUGAAUAGAUGCCGGAAAAGUUGUAGAUUGAGGUGGGUGAAUUAUUUAAACCCUGCAAUCAAUAGAGAAAGUUUCUCCCAUGAUGAAAUUGAUAUGAUUCUAAGGCUACACAAACUCUUGGGGAACAGAUGGUCAUUGAUUGCUGCGAGGCUUCCGGGUAGAACAGCUAAUGAUGUGAAGAAUUAUUGGCACACAAAUUUGCGCAAGAAAGUGAUUCCAAGAAAAGAAGAAAAUGAAGAAAAAGAGAAAUCUAAAGAAAGCAUGAUCAAAUCUCAUGAAGUUAUCAAGCCUCGACCUCGAACUUUUUCAACUCAUUCACUAUGGUUGAAGAAGAAACGUAAUUUUGUGAGUGAUGGUAGUGCAACAAAACUAGUGAUUUCAAGUGAAGAUGGCAAUGUUCCAAGAGAGUGUGAUAAGACAACACUCCCAAAUAUAGGUGAUGCACAACCAUGUGUUGGUAAUGUCCCACUUUCUACUAUGUGGUGGGAGAGUUUGUUAAAUGUGGAUGAAGAAAGAAAUAAUGAGAAAAAUGGCUCUUGCUCUUUAUUACAAGAGGAGAAUUUCACUUUGGAGUUUUCGAAUGUGGAGGAAUUUUUUACUAAUGGCUCCACUGCCAGUGAUUCCUUUUGGGAUUUCAACCUUUGUGAUAUCAAUAAUUCCUCUGGGGUCUUUAAUUAGUUUUUCACCUAUAAGCCUGCAAAUAAAUUUUAGAAUGCCUUUAAUGGAGUAAAAUGUUAAGAUUGUUUAAGUGAAUUUAAAUGGAUCCCACUAAAUUAAAUAAGUUUCAUGUAAAUUUAGUUGGAUCUAUUUAAAUAUCAAUCUAUUAAGAUUAUUGUUUUAGUUA
Molecule: messenger RNA, 1049 nt
Organism: Medicago truncatula (barrel medic)
Lineage: Eukaryota; Viridiplantae; Streptophyta; Magnoliopsida; Fabales; Fabaceae
Product: transcription factor MYB1
Exons: 3
Coding region: 86-883 (265 amino acids)
Source: RefSeq, a predicted model, not a curated record